AAUGGAAAACAGCUUAUAUCUACUGUUUGGAUGUAUAGUUGUACAAACAUUUUGUAAUUUGGAAUAAACAUGGUUUGCAUAAAGCGAAGUGCGCGUUAAACAACUGUCACAAUCCAUGAUUAGCAAACUAAAGAAUAUACAGCAGUAAUUGCUUUUUUGUGGAUUUUAGCAAAUGUAGUGUUGUUUAAAUUUAUGGUGAAAAAACUACUUCUCGUACAAAAAAAUAAUGUGAAAAGUGUUAGAACUACUAAGAACAGAAAAGAAGAUACGCUACGAUAUGAUUUAACAUAAAAUUACCAGCAGUGACAUUUUCUUUGUUAUAUUUAACCAUAAUCAGAACUCAAAAUAUUUUACAAUUUCCUGCAUAUGGGAAAUUUACGAUAUGUAUUACUGAACUGGGCAGCAUGAUUUAUAUAUCCCUGAAUAAAGGUUAAAUCAAAUUCAUUAUGCAAAAUUACGCUUCAUUGCAAGAAACUCAUGACACUCCAGAUGAUCAUGGCAUAUUGUUCCAUCAAGCAGAACCUACUAGAUCAAGAUGGAACCAUGUGGAAGAUUUGGAUUCAUUCUUUUCAAGAAUAUACAAAUAUCAUCAAAACCAUGGAUUUCGAUGUAUGCUGCUUCGAGAUAUAUUUGAUGUAAACCAGUUUGUUUUUGUGGUUUUUUUGACAGUAUGGUUGGUCCAUGGAAUUAACUAUGAAAUCAUGUUUAAUCCAACCGCAGAUCAUAAGCCCACAUUACAUGAAAUUAUUCGUGGUUUUGAUGAAACUUUUAGAAAAUUUAAGCCCUUAACUUGGUUUUGUGUCAUAAUAGCGUCCUUAUUUCUUAUAUUAAAAAUAUUAAAUAGAUUUUAUCAGCUUCUUCAAUUUUGGGAUAUCAAACAAUUUUACAACACUGCCCUUGGAAUUCAAGAUAACGAAUUAGACAAUUUAAAUUGGCACGAAAUCCAAAUUAAAGUUAGAGCUGUACAACUGGAGCAACAGAUGUGUAUACAUAAGAGAGAGUUAACGGAACUAGAUAUCUAUCAUCGUAUCUUACGACAAGAAAACUAUAUGGUAGCUCUAGUAAAUAAACGAUUAUUGCCUCCACGAAUAAAUGUACCAUUUAUAGGAGAAUGUGUGUAUUGGACAAAAGCUUUAAAAUUAAAUCUUCAGAUAUUAUUAUUUUGGUCUCCAUGGUCACCCUUUGAAAAUCCCUGGCAUCUGCGAGAAGAGUACAAAAGACAUAAUUUGCGACAUGAAUUAGCAAGUCGACUUGGCAAACAAAUUUUAUGGUUGGCAUUUACAAAUUUCAUUUUGGCACCAGCUAUUCUAGUGUGGGAAGUUCUUUAUACUUUUUUUUAUUAUACGGAGUCUAUUAGGAGAGAACCUGGAAGAAUUGGAAUAAGAAAUUGGUCUUUAUAUGGAAAAUUGUAUUUUAGACAUUUUAAUGAGUUGGACCAUGAAUUACAAGCGAGACUUACUAGAGCUUAUCGACCAUCGACAAAAUAUUUAUCAGCUUUUAGUAGUCCUCUCGUAACUAUAAUAGCCCAACAUAUCGGAUUUAUUUGUGGAUCACUUCUUGCUAUAUUACUAUUAUUUACUGUGUAUGAUGGAGAUGUCAUAGUAGUAGAACAUUUUAUAACUUUAAUGACAGUUUUAGGAGGAACAAUUGCAAUUUGUAGGGGUGUUGUCCCAGAAGAGUCAAUGGUCUGGUGUCCAGAGUCACUUUUGCAGGCUGUUGUUGUGCAUACACAUUAUAUGGUAUCUGAUUGGAAAAGUCAUGCGCAUACUUCAAGAGUAAGAGAGGGCUUCCAACAACUCUUCCAAUAUCGUUUUGUAGCUUUAUUUGAACAAUUGGUGUCACCAAUAAUGACACCGUUCCUUCUAAUUUGGUGGAUCUAUCCAAGGUCUUUAGAAAUCGUGGACUUUUUUCGACAUUUCACUGUAUCGGUGGUUGGGGUUGGAGAUGUUUGCAGCUUUGCUCAAAUGGAUGUUAAAAAACAUGGAAAUCCAAAUUGGCAAAAGGCUUCUUUAGAGUCUAUGGAUGCGGUAACACCUGAUCAUUAUUCGCAAGCCGAAGAUGGAAAAGUGGAGUUAUCGUUAGUUCAUUUUACAACUACAAAUCCUAAUUGGGUGCCUCCUCCCGAAGCUCAAAUGUUUGUGGACAAUAUUUUGGAUGAUAUGCAAGAUUAUAGUGACAGUGAUAUUUUCUAUGGCAGUGUUCAAAACCUAGUUGGACAAGCUUCGGUAACAGAAUUUGAAGGCAUGCCCCACUCAUUUCCAAAUUUGAGAGAAACGAGGGCCACUUUACAGAGUUUUGCGGCCUCUUCAUUUCCUAGAAACUCGGUUUGGAAGGCAGAAGGGCCAAACAUGUUUGGACCAUUAGCUAUGAGACAAAGCUGUAUUGCAUUGCACGAUAGAAAUUUCAGACAGACUGAAAGGGCUGCACGGUCUCUAGAAGAAACUACUCCGUUGUUACCAGGAAAAUCUUUCUAGUCAAUAUUAUACAUAAUAGUAAUAAAAACAAAUAAAGAAUAAGUGACAUUUGUAUAAUAAAACAAUAUAUUUUUAAAUUAAAUACAGAAAAAACAUUUUGCUUUUAUUUAUCAAUACUCGCACUUUUUUCAUAUCUUGUGGUUUACUCUGUUCUUGUUUUCUUUUGUUGACAACUUCCUUUGUAAUUGUUUCUCUAUUACCUUCAUUAUUUGCAUAACUAUCUGCAACUUCCCUCUAAAAAGUUAAAAAGUAUAUAUUAAAUUAUAUAUUUAAUAAACUAGUUAAAAUAUUUUUCUCCUU
Messenger RNA from Anoplophora glabripennis (Asian longhorned beetle), 2774 nucleotides. Its product is annotated as autophagy-related protein 9A. The transcript has 2 exons. Bases 447 to 2474 code for a protein of 675 amino acids. Lineage: Eukaryota; Metazoa; Arthropoda; Insecta; Coleoptera; Cerambycidae. The record is from RefSeq and is a predicted model, not a curated record. Gene Ontology annotation, biological process: autophagy of mitochondrion; protein localization to phagophore assembly site. Gene Ontology annotation, cellular component: autophagosome; phagophore assembly site.